Messenger RNA from Solanum verrucosum, 2015 nucleotides. RefSeq names its product wall-associated receptor kinase-like 20. Gene Ontology annotation, biological process: protein phosphorylation. The record is from RefSeq and is a predicted model, not a curated record. Gene Ontology annotation, molecular function: protein kinase activity; ATP binding; polysaccharide binding. Lineage: Eukaryota; Viridiplantae; Streptophyta; Magnoliopsida; Solanales; Solanaceae. The transcript is spliced from 3 exons. Bases 8 to 1885 code for a protein of 625 amino acids.
AAAAGUCAUGGCUGCCCUGCUCCUCCUGCUUCUGCUAAUCUGCAGCACCCCUGCAGUACUUUCUGCUCGUCGUUGUGCUGAUUGUGGAUCUUCUCCUGUUCCUUACCCACUCAGUACCGGCCCCGAUUGCGGUGACCAAUCUUACAAAAUACGGUGCAGUAGCAACAUCCAACCCGAACUUUUCUUCGAUACGCUGAACAAUUCAUAUCCGAUAAGUUCAAUUUCUCCCGAAUUACAAAGACUUACUAUCGAACCAUCACCGUUUUUAUCCAACACCUGCAUCACCCAGGACAUUUCUACCGUAGGUGUUCAAUUGAAUUCUUCUCUUCCUUUCAACAUUACGAGCAGCAACACAAUCAUUUACCUAAACUGUACUCGGUCUUUGCUUUCGUCUCCGCUUAAUUGCUCUUCGGAGAGUUUGUGUCAUACUUACGUGAAUGGAAGUUCUGGAAAUGGAGGUGGUGUUGGCGCGUGUAGGAACGCGCCGAUUUGUUGUACGUUUAGGGCUGGUGGAUCGUCGACGUCGUAUAUGAUUCGGGUUAGGGAAUCGGGUUGUCGGGCUUACCGGAGUUUUGUGAAUUUGGAUCCGUUGUUACCGGUUAGUAGAUGGCCGGAAGCCGGGAUGGAAUUGCAGUGGGUUUCACCACCGGAGCCGGUUUGUACGGGUCAGUCCGAUUGUGAUUCUGAUUCGACCUGUGGACCCGACCCGAAUUUGAAUGGAAGUGUUAACAGAUGUUUUUGUCAUUCCGGGUUUCAUUGGGACCCAAUUGCCGCGUUAUGUGCCCAAGAUGUGACAUGCGAAGAUCGUGAUGGUUGUGGUAGCGACCACACUGCACUCAUAGCAGGUUUGACAUCAGGCCUGGGUGUGGCGGUGAUUGCUGCUGUAAUUGGUUUUUUUGUGUACAGACGUCACAAACGAAUUAAGGAAGCACGAGAUCGACUAACUCGCGAACGGGAAGAUAUUCUAAGCUCUGGUGGUGUUAAAUCUGCGAAGCUAUUUACAGGCAAAGAAAUCAAGAAAGCAACAAACAAUUUCUCUACGGACCGCCUUCUUGGUGCUGGGGGUUAUGGUGAAGUUUACUAUGGUAAACUUGAUGAUGGUACCGUGGUUGCUGUUAAAUGUGCCAAGCUAGGGAAUACUAAGGGUAUUGAGCAAGUUCUCAACGAGGUCAGAAUACUCUGUCAGGUUAACCACAAGAACCUUGUGCGCAUUCUAGGUUGUUGUGUUGAGCUUGAACAGCCAUUGCUGGUUUAUGAGUAUGUCCCGAAUGGAACUGUGAGUGAUCACUUGUAUUUGCAACGCAAACUUCUAACAUGGGAUUGCCGGCUCAGCAUUGCUCAUGCAACUGCAGAGGGACUAGCUUACUUGCAUUUCUCUGCAGUUCCUCCUAUUUACCAUCGAGAUGUCAAGUCUAGCAACAUUUUGCUCGAUGACAAGUUGAAUGCUAAGGUCGCAGACUUUGGUCUUUCACGUUUGGCUCAUACAGACCUGAGUCAUGUGUCCACCUGUGCUCAGGGUACCCUUGGUUAUCUUGACCCUGAGUACUACAGGAACUACCAAUUGACAGACAAGAGUGAUGUGUACAGUUUCGGGGUUGUGUUGUUGGAACUCUUGACAUCCCAAAAGGCAAUAGACUUUGGUCGACCACAGGAUGAUGUAAACUUGGCUAUUUACGUGCAAAGGUUGGUAGAGGAAGAGAGAAUAAUGGAUGCUGUUGAUCCUGCAUUAAAGGUGGGAGCAAGCAGCGUGGAGUUGGAGACAAUGAAGGCACUCGGUUUUCUGGCUGUCAGUUGCUUGGAGGAAAGAAGACAAAGCAGGCCUUCGAUGAAAGAAGUAGCCGAGGAGAUUGAGUACAUAAUCACUAUUGCUACUGCAAAGCAAUAGAAUGACAUGUUUAAAAUGGUAAAUGCAGUAUUUCUUAUUGUGUAAUUUUAUAAGUUGUGAGUUAAAAGCCAGAAAGUAAGGGACAUAAGUAUUAGUAUUACUAAUUUGAUUGGAUCUUCUUCUUUUCAAA